AGUGGCAAUCUUGUAAUUUAGUAGCCACGUCAGACUACACCUCUGCUAUUCGGAUAACGAGAAGAUUAGCUGCAAGCCAAUCCCAAUGACGGGGACGACGACGUCCUUCGUCGCCGCCCGGAACCUCACUCCUCCACGUACUUCUCCCUCCUCGCCGCCAGCGACAAGUCGUUUCUUCGAGCCCCCGCAUUGCUCGCCCUAUCGUCCAACAACAACAAGAGUUUUUUGCAAGGCUGAGAUGGCUAUUCUCUGCGAGGAUUGUAACGGGAUAGGGUGGCUGCUUUGCGAUUUUUGCAAAGGGCAGAAAACGAAUGUGAAAUCCGAGACCAAUCGAAUCUAUCUUCGAUGCCCAUCUUGCAGAGCUGUGAGUUUUGAGCUCCUCCUCCUCCUCACAAAACCCAAGAAUUUUUUGUUUGAGAGAUUGGUCAGUUGUGUUCAAAGCGCAAGGCAUUCAAAUGUGUCACAUUCCCAAAUUACAAUGAUGGUGAGAAGGUGUCUAUUUAAGCCUCCAAUUUCUUGUAUCAAAGACGCUGCACGUGAAAUUUCGAGUGUGAUUCUUUCCUCCGCCAAUACAUGAAUGUGAUAUGAUUGUCGAAUUCC
This is a messenger RNA of Pyrus x bretschneideri (Chinese white pear), 600 nucleotides long. RefSeq lists its product as uncharacterized. The transcript has 3 exons. Bases 86 to 577 code for a protein of 163 amino acids. The record is from RefSeq and is a predicted model, not a curated record. NCBI's taxonomy places the organism in Eukaryota, Viridiplantae, Streptophyta, Magnoliopsida, Rosales, Rosaceae.